UAGCCUUGGAGACAAAAUUUCUUAUAUUUUUUCAGCCCUGCAAAGACUUUUCAUAAAAUUUCUAAGUGACCAUAGUGAGAAUUGUACACAUAUGGAGGGAAGUUCUGAUAUUGAUCUCUCCAAGAUCAGCCUUAGGCCAUUGGGUCUCGCUGACAUUGAUGAUUUCAUGGUGUGGGGUACAGAUGAAAAGGCCUCUAUUUUCUGCACUUGGGAACCUUAUGCUACCAAAGAAGAAGCCCUAAACUAUAUCAAAGAGAAGAUUCUCCCACACCCCUGGUUCAGGGCAAUCUGCCUUGACAACAGGCCAAUUGGUGCCAUUUUAGUGACCUCGAAUUCCGGCGGUGACCGGUGCAGAGGUGAACUUGGCUAUGUCUUGGGGUCCAAGUACUGGGGCAAGGGGAUUGCAACCCAGGCUGUGAAAUUGGUGGCUGAUACUAUUUUUAAAGAGUGGACACAUUUGGAAAGACUUGAAGCUUUUGUUGAUGUGGACAAUGUGGGAUCACAGAGGGUUCUUGAGAAGUCUGGGUUCCUCAGGGAAGGUGUGCUUAGAAAGUUUUUUAUUCUGAAGGGAAGAACUAGGGACACGGUGAUAUUCAGCCUUCUUUCUACAGAAUGUCAAGCUUAAUAUAUUAAUUUGUACCCAUUAUGCAAAUGUACCCUAUAUACAUAUAUAUUAAAAAU
Molecule: messenger RNA, 681 nt
Organism: Prunus mume (Japanese apricot)
Lineage: Eukaryota; Viridiplantae; Streptophyta; Magnoliopsida; Rosales; Rosaceae
Source: RefSeq, a predicted model, not a curated record